Lepus europaeus (European hare) is the source of this 1278-nucleotide messenger RNA. It is a transcript of the gene SSTR3, whose product is annotated as somatostatin receptor 3. Gene Ontology annotation, cellular component: neuron projection; membrane. Gene Ontology annotation, molecular function: somatostatin receptor activity; neuropeptide binding. Gene Ontology annotation, biological process: neuropeptide signaling pathway. The transcript has a single exon. Bases 1 to 1278 code for a protein of 425 amino acids. NCBI's taxonomy places the organism in Eukaryota, Metazoa, Chordata, Mammalia, Lagomorpha, Leporidae. The record is from RefSeq and is a predicted model, not a curated record.
AUGGAUGCCUUGGGCGCUCCCUCGUCAGCGCCCGCCACCUCGGAGCCUGGCAACACCUCUUCGGCUUGGCCCCCGGCUGCCGCCCCGGGGAACGCAUCGGCGGGCCCGAGCCUGGCAGGGCUGGCCGUCAGCGGCGUUCUGAUCCCGCUGGUGUACCUGGUGGUGUGCGUGGUGGGGUUGCUGGGCAACUCCCUGGUCAUCUACGUGGGCCUGCGGCACACGGCCAGCCCCUCGGUCACCAACGUCUACAUCCUCAACCUGGCGCUGGCCGACGAGCUCUUCAUGUUGGGACUCCCGUUCCUGGCCGCCCAGAACGCCCUGUCCUACUGGCCCUUCGGCUCGCUCAUGUGCCGCCUGGUCAUGGCCGUGGACGGCAUCAACCAGUUCACCAGCAUCUUCUGCCUCACGGUCAUGAGCGUGGACCGCUACCUGGCCGUGGUGCACCCCACGCGCUCAGCUCGCUGGCGCACGGCGCCCGUGGCGCGCACGGUCAGCGCGGCCGUCUGGGUGGCCUCGGCCGUGGUGGUGCUGCCCGUGGUGGUCUUCUCCGGCGUGCCCCGCGGCAUGAGCACCUGCCACAUGCAGUGGCCGGAGCCGGUGGCGGCCUGGCGAGCCGGCUUCAUCAUCUACACGGCGGCGCUGGGCUUCUUCGGGCCGCUGCUCGUCAUCUGCCUGUGCUACCUGCUCAUCGUGGUCAAGGUGCGCUCGGCCGGGCGGCGGGUGCGGGCGCCCUCCUGCCCGCAGGUGCUGGCGGCCUCGUGCCCGCGGCGCCGGCGCUCCGAGCGCAGGGUCACGCGCAUGGUGGUGGCCGUGGUGGCGCUGUUCGUCCUGUGCUGGAUGCCCUUCUACGUGCUCAACAUCGUCAACGAGCUGUGGCCGCUGCCCGAGGAGCCCGCCUUCUUCGGCCUCUACUUCCUGGUGGUGGCGCUGCCCUACGCCAACAGCUGUGCCAACCCCAUCCUCUACGGCUUCCUCUCCUACCGCUUCAAGCAGGGCUUCCGCAGGGUCCUGCUGCGGCCGUCCCGGCGCGUGCGCAGCCAGGAGCCCGCAGCGGGGCCUCCGGAGAAGACGGAGGAGGAGGAGGAGGAGGAGGAGGACGAGGACCCGGAGGCGCCGCAGGGGAAGGCCCUGAACGGCCGGCUCAGUCAGGUCACGCAGCCUGGCCCCAGCGGGCAGGGGCGACCGCUCAGUGCAGGAACCAGCAAGGAGCAGCAGUUCCUCCCCCAGGAGCCCCUGGCCGGGGAAAAGUCCAGCCCGCGGCACAGCAGCUACCUGUAG